Lynx canadensis (Canada lynx) is the source of this 1302-nucleotide messenger RNA. It is a transcript of the gene TPRG1, whose product is annotated as tumor protein p63 regulated 1. The record is from RefSeq and is a predicted model, not a curated record. The transcript is spliced from 6 exons. NCBI's taxonomy places the organism in Eukaryota, Metazoa, Chordata, Mammalia, Carnivora, Felidae. Bases 221 to 1060 code for a protein of 279 amino acids. Gene Ontology annotation, cellular component: cytoplasm.
UUCAUUUGCCCCUUUGUUUGAGGCUGAGCACGUAACUCUCAACCCACUUGGUGAGGCAGGGCUCAGACUGGGGGGGUGGCAACACAAGGGCACCCUCAUGUUAGGCUUCAUCUGAACCAACUACACUUUCACUGGCCGCUAUCUAUGGUCUGACCCUCUUCAUCCAAGAAAAGAAAGAAAAGUGCCGAGAACCAACCACAGCCUAGACAGGCAGAAAAAAAUGUCAAAGAUUGGGAGUUUUGAAGGAUUCCAGCCUGUGUCUCUGAAGCAAGAGGGAGAUGACCAACCCUCUGAGACUGACCAACUGUCCACGGAGGAGGGGGACCCAGGCAAGGACCCAGAGCCAAGCCGUAUUUCAAGGCAUCCAAGUGUGACUGAAUCAACACUGUACCCCAAUCCUUAUCACCAACCUUAUGUCUCACGGAAGUACUUCGUUACACGGCCAGGGGCCAUUGAGACUGCCAUGGAAGACUUGAAAGGCCACAUGGCGAAGACUCCUGGAGAGACAAUUCAAGGCUUCUGGCUCUUGACAGAGAUAGAUCAUUGGAACAAUGAGAAGGAGAGGAUUUUGCUGGUCACAGACAAGACUCUCUUGAUCUGCAAAUACGACUUCAUCAUGCUCAGCUGUGUGCAGUUGCAGCGGAUUCCCCUGAGCGCUGUCUAUCGCAUCUGCCUGGGCAAGUUUGUCUUCCCUGGGAUGUCACUGGACAAGAGACAAGGAGAAGGCCUUAGGAUCUACUGGGGGAGUCUGGAACAGCAGUCCCUCUUAUCUCGCUGGAACCCAUGGUCCACUGAGGUGCCUUAUGUGACCUUCACUGAGCACCCUAUGAAGUACACCAGUGAGAAGUUCCUCGAAAUUUGUAAGUUGUCUGGGUUCACGUCUAAACUUGUUGCAGCUAUCCAGAAUGCCCACAAGAAUUCCACUGGAUCUGGAAGAAGAAAGGGACUGAUGGUGUUAACUGAACCCAUUUUGAUUGAAACCUACAUGGGGCUGAUGUCAUUCAUUGGAAACCGCAACAAACUCGGCUAUUCCCUUGCCCGUGGGAGUAUUGGUUUUUGAGACUCCUUCUGGCAUUAUAAGUAUGCCAUCCACUGAUCUACCUUUAUUGAAGAUUCUGUUUCAGACCACCAUAUAUUUGGACUGACUUAGUUCCUUUUAAAUACUAUUACAUGGUAUUGAACACUUAGUAUCUUAGGAAAUCUAUAAUCUUGAUUAGACUGAUAGAUGCACACUUCAGACCUCAUAUAAGAACAAUCAAAUUUCCUAACCAGAAAAUAAAUGCUCUUAAGCUUAUCAAAUAA